Stomoxys calcitrans (stable fly) is the source of this 1220-nucleotide messenger RNA. RefSeq lists its product as uncharacterized. The record is from RefSeq and is a predicted model, not a curated record. The transcript has 5 exons. The coding region runs from base 115 to 1116 and encodes 333 amino acids. NCBI's taxonomy places the organism in Eukaryota, Metazoa, Arthropoda, Insecta, Diptera, Muscidae.
UUGUUUAAAAAAUUCCAAAGAAACUGAACGAUUGUUAAAUUUUAAGUAAAUAAAUUGUUUGAAAUCGACAAAAAUCUUCGUUACGAAAAACUAUUGGUUAAAAAUUUUAGAAAUAUGUGGCUUAAAGAAAGCAGUGCGGGUUGCUGUAACAUUUUCCAGCGAUUACCAGAAGAGUUACAAUGUUUCUUACCUGAAUUAUAUGCAGAUUUGCAGCGUUUACAAAAUUUGCAUAGACAUAGUUUUGUAAAAAACCAGCGCAUCUUAAAUUUGGCCAAAACUAAAAACAUCAAGAAGACACCACGUUUUGUGCCCAUUUGUCCGUGUAAAUUCAAAAAGCCCAUCGAGGUUAUACAUUUGGAUCAAAAGGAAAAUACAAGAACUGAACAAUUGGCAUAUCCUAAAGCAAGAAAACUAUUGGUAUUCAAAGACGAGAUCAAGAAGCUAUUUCCACCGAAUCGAAUUAUAAAUUUGAAUCGUUUAAUACGCAAAAGUUUAUUGUCAUUGUAUAGCCGCUUGGCCAAUGUACAACCGCCGGAAGAGAUGCAACCUAUCAAAAAGUGGGAUCGAGCAGAGUGGACCAAACAUUUGAAAAAAUUAAGAAAAUUGGCCAAGCCCAAAGUUGCUAAGCCGCAACCAAAGAUACCAAACAAACGAAUGCCUCUUCAGAGUAUGAAACGCUACAAAAACUUAUCCAGGCCAGUUAAACGAGAUGUACUGGAGAAACCAGAUUGGACAUUGACACAUGAACUGAAAAGAUAUAAAGCUACGGAACGUCUCAUGAACUUGGCUAAACCUUUGAUACGUGAUACGUCUAUGUUAUAUCAGGAAUUACCCAUAAAAAUUCCUCAAACAGUUCUAAAACACAAAGCAACCAAGCGUACACUUGAUUUAUCGCAACCUAAGGCCCGAAAAACGUCACCAGAGAUAUCUGAAAAUCCAUUCGCUAUUUCUCCUAAUGCCCUUAAGGCAAAGGCUUCCAAACGGACAAAGGAUUUGGCUGAGCCCAAAGAAUGUGAAAAUACACAUAUUCGUGAAGAUCCCUUUGCAAUUUCACCGGCAGCUCUCAAGGCAAAGGCGAAACCACGUACCCUAGAAUUAGCCAAACCAAAGAAAUAAUUUGGCGUUGAGUGUAUUCUCAAGACUUUAAAAAUUUGUUGUAACUAAAAGUUGUGAUUAUUUAUCUUAAUAUUAAUAGUAUAUUUAAUGUGCAAAAAUUAUAA